CAGGAAGUGUGGAAACACCGCGUACCCUGGUGUUACUGAAGAGCCUUAGGCAUGUCAAUGAAGCACGCCAAGCCCAACUUCAGCCAGUCUCAGGUGUCUGAGAUGGUGAAGAAACUCUUCAACCUGACUCCAUCUGAAAUCCGCUCGCUGCCCAGCUAUGACGACCAGAACUUUUACGUGGCACCUGUCGAGGGUGGCGAGUAUGUUCUGAAGAUCAUGAACUCUGAGGACAGCAAGAACCCCACUCUGAUUGAGGUGCAGACCUAUGCCAUGUCAUUCCUGCACCAGAAUAGACUCCCUGCCCAAACAGCCGUGCCCACUACCACGGGACAACUCAUGAGUCUGGAGGAAAUAGAUUGUGGCUAUGGCUGUCAGAAGUACCUGGUGCGGCUGUUGACUUAUUUGCCUGGAACCACUAUUUCCAAGGUUCCUCUUUCACCACAGUUACUUUAUGAAACUGGCAAAACUGCUGCCAGAAUGGACAAAAUCUUACAAAAGAUGGAACAUCCUCAUCUUAGUGUGCUGCAGAGGGAAGAGUUCAAGUGGAGUCUGUCAUAUGUUCCCAUCCUGGAAACGUACCUCAGUGUGUUAGAUGGAGACCCUCUCCAGGAGGUUGUGAAGUCGGUCAUUCAUCAGUACAAGACCUCUGUGGUCCCCAAAUAUUCUAUUUUUCGCAAGUGCAUUAACCAUGGGGACUUCAAUGACCUCAAUGUGCUUGUGCAACCUGAUGAGAGUGACGGCUACAAGAUUUCUGGCAUCCUUGACUUUGGGGACAUGAGCAGUGGCUACUACAUCCACGAGCUAGCCAUCACCAUCAUGUACAUGAUGAAUGAGCACCCUUGUCCACUUGAGGUGGGUGGACCUAUCAUAGCAGGCUGGGAAAGUAUCUUUCCCCUCAGUGAGGCAGAGAAAGAUUGCCUCUAUGUAUUGGUGCUGUGCCGCUUCUGCCAGUCGUUGGUUUUUGCCCGUUAUUCUGUGACCUUGCAACCCGAAAAUGCAGAAUAUCUGAUGAUUUCAUCCAAGAAGGGCAUCCAUGUUCUCCAUCAACUCUGGGAGUUAGGAAAGGAGCAUGUGGAAAGAGUGUGGUUCCAGAGUGCUGCCCAAGUCAGUGACAGAAAGUGAGAAAUAUGUGACGAAAGCUAUUUUCAUAUUUCUCCAAGGAUCACCAGUUAAAAGCAGUAGAUUGUUUUCAUAGUUGAAAGUUUGAGUAAUACGUUUUUCUCAAGUAUGCAAGAGGAAGAACUAAUACUAGUAUGGUACAUAUGGUAAUGGUUACUCACCGAGUCAGACAGCAUUUAGGUAAUGGUGCAGUACAGUGUGUAACUUCAUAAGUGACUCAUAACAUAUAAUGAAGAGUCACUGAUUUCUGGCAGCUGUAACUGACCAGUCAUUAUACUGUAUCAUGUUUAGUCAUGUUUAAUAAGUGCCUUAAGUCAUCAGGGUCUGUAAUCUUUAACUACUGAACUAAGGUACUAUCUCUAGUGUAAACAUUGGACAUUCAUUUUAUUAUAAGUUUGACAAUAAUUGCCAUAAUUGUCUCUAUUUAUACAGUAGAUAUAGACAAAUCAACAUAUGAUAUAAUUUAGUCUCUAGAACAAUAUACUGCAUGUGACCUUUCCUCUAAUGUGUUUAGUAAUACAGUUUAUGAGGUGCAAAAUUCUCUAAGCAAUAAUGGAAGUGCAAUCACCACAUCAGUUUAUACUGUGCAGCACAACACUGUGCAUUUUACCAGCAUAUGUUCAAAACUAAUUUAAUAUGAAUUUUCCCUUCAUCAUUGCUUAAACCACAGCAAUUGAGGCUGCCAAGGCUAAUGAAUGGUUUAAAUAUUUAGUUGCCCAGGAGAAAUGCAGAUUUCUUCUGCAGCUAAUGAAACUUUGAAAAUGCAAACACUAGUUUGAACAUGUAUUUAUUCAUAGGAUUAUCACUAUGUUUCUUUACAGUGUGGUGCACAAGUGGUGCAGUGGUCAAAGUUCCUGUCCACAACCACAGUGACGCAGAGUUUGAUUCCCUGUAGCUGUACCAAUGAACACAAUUUUCUGUGUUUGAGGUUAACUUCCCAUGCUGGACCAAGCCCUGAUGCCAUGUGUCUAAGUGGCUUAGGUUACACACUACCUGUGCACCAACAAAAACCAUCAAUAAGCUGUGCAUCCUGACAAUAAAACGUCCCUUUUUACUGUGUAUUUGUGAUGGUAAUGAAUCAAGAGGGAUAAGAGGAACUGGGAUACAAUGCAAUCUUCUUCAUUGUGGUUCUCGUUCCUUGACGAAGUGAAUUGUAUCUGAUUUGCCAAGCAAAAAAAACAACUCUCAGGUCACAUGUUAACUAACUCGCAAUAAGUUACAGGCAUAAUUUAACAAUCCGACUACAUGGAUUGUUGCUCAUACAGGUCCUGGGUGCCAUAUGAUGUUUCUGUAGGAAAUGUAUCUCAACUUUUUCUGUUUGAUUGUGACCAGAUGUAAACAGGUUAAACAUUUUAUACUGUUUCAAUUACCUCAAUAAAUAAACAAAAAACAA
Scomber scombrus (Atlantic mackerel) is the source of this 2512-nucleotide messenger RNA. RefSeq names its product hydroxylysine kinase, tandem duplicate 2 (gene hykk.2). Gene Ontology annotation, molecular function: amino acid kinase activity. The record is from RefSeq and is a predicted model, not a curated record. Bases 52 to 1122 code for a protein of 356 amino acids. Lineage: Eukaryota; Metazoa; Chordata; Actinopteri; Scombriformes; Scombridae. The transcript is spliced from 5 exons.